AUGCGGAUCCCGUAUAUGCUGUCCGGGAAGACGACACAUCCUUCUGAUGGCUCGCUGCAACAGCAGCAGCGAGAAGAACGCAUUGUCGACAAUUCUACAAAUACAGAUCCGGCGGUUCCUUCGGAUCGGGUGACGGAUAGCGAUACCGCUGGCAAAGACGUCUCUUCAAAAGGACCCUCUGGUGAUGGUGGGAAUCGACAUCUAGAUGUUCGUCCCACGACACUUCGCCCCUCGGCCGAUUCUCUGUUCUCGGACCUUUCGCUGCACACGGGCAACCUUUCGCAUGACCACGCCUAUCGCCCGCCUACAUUGCGAUCUCCCUCGCCCGCAGGCCCGCCGGUCGAGCCGGCCGCCUCCCGUCCACGGCGGACAUUGAGAUCCAUGCUCUGGAUGGCGUGGCUGCAGAGCAAGGGCAUGCUCAUGGUGAUAUUGUCGCAAUUCUUUGGUGCCUCGAUGAAUGUCAUGACCCAGAUGCUCGAAAAGGAUGGCUCCCACGGCAAGGCGAUGCAUCCGUUCCAGAUCCUCUUCACGCGCAUGUCCAUCACGGCGCUGGCCAGCUAUUUGUACAUGUGGUAUACCCGCGUUCCCGCUCCUUUUGGAACCCGAGAGGUCCGGUGGCUCCUUAUCCUUCGAGCAGUGGGCGGGUUCUUUGGUGUAUUCGGGAUGUACUACUCGCUGCUAUAUAUGCCUCUGUCCGAGGCCACCGUGCUAACCUUCCUGGCUCCUAUCGUCGCCUGUUAUGCGUCGUCGUUUCUGAUGCCCAACGAGCCGUUCACUCGAAAGCAGCAGCUGGCAGGGCUGAUCUCGCUGCUGGGCGUUGUGCUCAUCGCUCGUCCGUUCUCCGGGACGGACAGUGAAAGUCCUUCUGCAAGUAUCGAAAUGGUCCCUGCCAAUGGGACCGAGACUUCGUCGUCGGAGACGUUGGUGACGGUGGACACUUACCACCAUCUGAUCGCGAUUGCCUUUGCUCUUCUUGGGGUGUUGGGCGCAGCGUGUGCGUAUACGGUGAUCCGCUUAAUCGGAAAGCGGACGCAUGCGCUCGUCAGUGUAACCUACUUUUCCACGUACACGACCAUCGUCUCCCUGGUGGCCAUGGUGGCUAUACCCUCGGUCUCGUUCCGGCUCCCCGCGAACCUCACCGAGUGGGCUCUUCUCCUAGGGCUCGGGAUGGCGGGUUUCUUGAUGCAGUAUCUGCUGACAGCGGGAUUGGCAUACGCGCCGCCAGCAGGCUCGACGGGCCAUGGCACGCGGGCCACCUCGAUGGUGUACACGCAGAUGCUUUUUGCGCUGUUCUAUGACAAGGUGGUCAUGGACAGCACGCCCUCCGCGGUGAGUUGGGCGGGAUCGGGGCUCAUUUUGGGAAGUGCGCUCUACGUAGCCAUUGCUCGAGAGAACCGGCCCAAGACGGCUGAGGACGAGCAAGUCCUCGUGGAGGAGCAGACGGACACGAGACAGAAAGAUGUGCUGGACGAGCAGCGCGAUCUUGAAGAGGGGCAAGGGUUGUUAGCAGCUGAACAGGGGCAUGAAGAGAGUAGCGAGCAUUCUCGAGAGAACAAUCGAGCAGGCAUUUCCCGUUGA
Rasamsonia emersonii CBS 393.64 is the source of this 1578-nucleotide messenger RNA. Its product is annotated as DUF6 domain protein. Bases 1 to 1578 code for a protein of 525 amino acids. Gene Ontology annotation, cellular component: membrane. The transcript is spliced from 2 exons. The record is from RefSeq and is a predicted model, not a curated record. NCBI's taxonomy places the organism in Eukaryota, Fungi, Ascomycota, Eurotiomycetes, Eurotiales, Trichocomaceae.